AUGCCCAAGCUGGAACAAUUCGAAAUCAAAAAGUACUGGCAAAUAUUUUCAGGUUUGAAACCAAUAGAAAACAAGGUAAACCAUGACCAGGUUUUACCAAUUCUUUAUAAUUCUAAACUGGAUUCUUCGGUUUUGAACAAGAUCUGGUUUCUAGCUGAUAUCGAUGAGGAUGAUAAUUUGGAUUUUGAGGAAUUUGUCAUUUGCAUGAGAUUAAUAUUUGAUAUGGUCAAUAAAAACAUCAGCUCUGUUCCAGAUGAGUUACCUGAUUGGUUGGUCCCCGGAAGUAAAGUAAAACUGAUUAAAGAGAGGAAAAAGCGUGAACAAAUAGAAAAUGCAGACUUGCCUCCAAAAAAGGAAAUUAAAGUAGACUGGUACAUGUCUCCAGAAGAUCUGGAUCAAUAUGAAAAAAUCUACUCGAGCUGUGUAAAACUUACCGAUGGUACCAUAACAUUCAACGAGCUAUCCACAAAGCUUUCGACUAAAUUUUUCAACAUCAGUAAGACAGACUUGAAUAAAGUUUGGAGCCUAAUUAAUCCUCAAAAUUUACCAUCAGUUGAUAGAGAUCCCACAUUCUACUUCAUUCAUUGUUUGAGGCAAAGAAACGAUUUGAAUGCGGAAAUACCAGCAAGCUUACCAAACUCGCUAGCCGAAAUAUGUAAUAAAAAACAGGUGAAUUAUAAUCUAGAGCUCUCUCAACCAAGUGCGAAGAAAAAAGACCCAGUAAGGGGAGUGGACAAUGUACAUGAUAACGUGGUCGACUCAAAUGCUGAUAACAUUAGUAACAAUGCCUUUACAGAUGACAACAGUAUAAAGCAAAAAUAUGCUACUCUAACAGACGAGCAAGUUGCCAACGUGAGAGAGCAGUUAGAAGGUCUUCUGCAAUACAAGAAGAAUGAAGAGACUCAAGGAGGUUCAAACCGUUCAAAAAAUGUCAACGUCAACUCGAUAAUUGAUGAUUUGGAUAACAUGGAACAACAGGUAGAAUUAUUGGAGAGCUACUUAAGCAACAAGAGGCACGAGUUGCAAUCAUUACAAGCAGAAAUUAGUUGA
This is a messenger RNA of Saccharomyces eubayanus, 1050 nucleotides long. It is a transcript of the gene END3, whose product is annotated as End3p. The transcript has a single exon. Lineage: Eukaryota; Fungi; Ascomycota; Saccharomycetes; Saccharomycetales; Saccharomycetaceae. Gene Ontology annotation, cellular component: plasma membrane; actin cortical patch; mating projection tip. Gene Ontology annotation, molecular function: calcium ion binding; protein binding. The record is from RefSeq and is a predicted model, not a curated record. Bases 1 to 1050 code for a protein of 349 amino acids. Gene Ontology annotation, biological process: endosomal transport; endocytosis; actin filament organization.